AUGGCAUCUGACAAACAAGAAGGUGAGGUUAUCACUUCGGUACUAAGCAGUGAGCAAAUAGCAGAACUUCAUGACGUCAAAAGCAGAGAUCUGGCUAUGGGGAAGGCAGACGAAGCUGCCCAGUUGGAAGUGGACGCGUCUUCCGAUCGGCGUCUCUUGUGGAAAAUCGACCUCAUUCUGUUAACUGUGAUCUCGCUAGUAUCGGCGUUUCAGUACAUGGACAAAUCAUCUAGUAACUACUCCUCUGUGAUGGGCAUCAAGAAAGACCUUAAGAUGGUUGGCAAUCAAUACAGCUGGGUCGGUACUUCAUUCUACCUUGGGUUUCUGGUCUUCGAAGCCCCAUGCUCUUGGACUCUGCAGCGUUUCCCGCUGUCCAAAAUCACGAGUGCUUACAUUAUCGCAUGGGGCUUGCUGCUGUGUCUGACCUCCCUUGUAAAGUCUUUCCCAACUUUUAUUUUGACUAGAACAUUACUGGGUGUGCUAGAGUCAUCAAUUACACCGGCCAUGGUACUGUUUAUGUCCCAAUGGUACAAAAAAGAAGAACAGUUUUUCCGAACCUCUAUUCUGGUUGCCUGCAAUGCCGUUGGCGGAUUAGUUGGUGCCUCGGUAUCCUACCGCUUGUACGAGCGCCAGCUUGCUGGAUCGCUGUCCAUGGAUGCAUGGAGGAUUUUGUUCAUUGUUGUUGGACUGAUCACCAUUGUUACUGGUCUUAUGGUCUUGUUCAUUAUACCCGACACUCCGUCCCAAGCGUGGUGGUUAAACAAAACCGAAAAACUUCAUGUUAUCCAGCGAAUCCGGUCAAACAAGCAAGGUUUUGGCAAUCGGCACUUCAAAAAAGAACAGGUUUACGAGGCUUUGGUUGAUCCCCGUCUUUAUCUCUAUUUUUUUCUUCAAGUUUCUGUUGCUAUUCCUAACGGUGGGUUCUCCAACUUCAAGGCUUUGAUGAUCGCAGGCUUAGGUUAUGGUAAGGGAAAAGCACUACUGAUGGGAAUGCCUACUAGUGCAGUCUCUAUAGUUGGGAUGAUCUUUUUUGGCUAUCUCUCAACCAUCAGAAAUCGUAGACUGGACAUUGCGCUCGCUGGUCUAUCACUUAACCUCAUCUCUGGUUGUCUAAUGGCGUUUGCAGAACCCUUACACGCCCAGUUGGCAGGCUACUACAUUUUUGGUAUCUCCCCAAUUCCUUACACCUGUAUCUUAAGCAUGGUUGCUUCCAAUAGUGCAGGCCAUUCUAAAAAGGUUUUUAUGGGCGCAAUUUCUAUGAUAGGUUACUGCACCGGCAACCUAAUUGGACCUCAGACUUUCCGUGAAUCUCAAGCACCUCAAUAUCAAGGCGCCAAGACCGCCAUUGUUGGCUGCUAUUGUAUUGCUUUCUUAAUCUUAAUAGCAAUCUACAUUGUUAACGUGCGUGAGAACAAAAGGCGUGACGCCUUGAAUGAGAAACUUCCCGCUGAAAUGGUAAACUCGGAGUUUGCAGAUCUCACCGACUUUCAAAAUCCGGAAUUCAGAUAUGCUAUCUGA
Lachancea meyersii CBS 8951 is the source of this 1518-nucleotide messenger RNA. The record is from the annotation of a GenBank genome assembly. NCBI's taxonomy places the organism in Eukaryota, Fungi, Ascomycota, Saccharomycetes, Saccharomycetales, Saccharomycetaceae.